CACACUCUAAACCCUUCCUCUCUCCUCCUCUCUCUCUCUCGCCCCAUGCCAUGACACCUCACCUCUCCUCCUCUUUUCCCGUCUCCAAACCCCUUCCGACCCACCCCCAUAAGCCGAUCCCAAGAACACCGACGCCCCAAAAGCCUAUCCAAGUCCUCAACUCCACCAUCCGCCACCGGAGAUCCCACCACAAGAAGAUCGGAAGCCCCGAGCCCCCAUGGCUUGUCCUCCCUCCCCCCGCCCUCGCAAACCCCUUCUCCGGCGAAACGCCGCCGCUCUUCGGCUUCCAGCUGAAGAGCCCCGCCACCGGCAUCCCCUUCUCCCUCCGCCUCGUCCAGUUGAGGAAGAAACGCACGAGCUCCCCCCGGCCCCGCUCCUCCUCCUCCCCCCCGGCCCUCGGCUCCGUCGGCAACGCCGUCUGGUCCCUCGCUUCUCUCAUGGAGGAAAUCCAGAGAUCCAUCCUCUCCGAAGACGACGAGGCGGAGGACACCGCCGAGUGUGUUUCCAGAGAUACCGGCGACUCCAUCGUUUGGCUCUUCCGGAAAGUCUUCUCCUCCUCGCCUAAUCUCGCCGUCGGCCUCCUUGUUCUCAUGGCCAAAUUCUUCGUCGCCUCGGUGGGGACGGAGAAGCCGAAGGUCCUCGCAGCCGUCGCGGAAGAAAGGAACCUCGACGGCCCCGAUGCUUCGAAACCCGGUCCGCCGGGGAGUUACGGGCGCCGCUGGUCCGACCUCGGAAUCCUCGACGGCGCCGAGAAGGCGGCAUUCGACGAUCGGUGCCCCGACUCCAUGCGGCGGCGCAUGGCUUACGAGAACAUGAUCGCCAACGAGGGGACCAAUUCCCUGAUCCUCUCGAACUACGCGCAGCUCCUUUAUCAGUAUGAGAAGGACUUCGAUAGAGCGAACCAUUUCUUCCGUUGGGCGGUGAAUGCGGAGCCGGCGGAUGGGGAGGCGAUGAGCAGGUACGCGUUGUUCCUGUGGCGCGGCCGUGGAGACCUCGAGGGGGCGGAGGAGAUGUUCUUGGAGGCGAUACAGGCCGACCCAGAGAACGACUACCACAGGAGUAAUUAUGCCUGGUUCUUAUGGACGACCGGCGGACAGGAUACUUGCUUCCCCUUGGAAGCUAAUGAAGAAAGAGAUUGCCGGGAAUUGUGACUCCUACUCUUAUGGUUCGAGGUUACAAAGGCAGAACCAAAGAGGCCCAUGUACGCCCUGUCUGCCUAUGCAGUUUGGAUUUGACAAUCUCUUCAGGCAUUCAAAUAUUACAAGCUACAGCUCAUGGUACUAGGCAACUAGCCUGAACAGGUUAUAAGCCCCUUCAACUCCUUACAUUGUGACAGCUUAUAACUUUCUUGAAAUAUUGAUUUGUAACUAUUCUACAACAUUAUUUCGAUCAUUAGCCAUUUGUUAUUCCUCAUAGCAUUGACUUGAACGAGGGGAUUCUUCUCAGUGAUCCGUCAACAGUAUCAGUAUAAUUUGAAAGGAUAAAUUGUCAUUGGUAGUU
Molecule: messenger RNA, 1500 nt
Organism: Phoenix dactylifera (date palm)
Lineage: Eukaryota; Viridiplantae; Streptophyta; Magnoliopsida; Arecales; Arecaceae
Source: RefSeq, a predicted model, not a curated record